UUGAAAGCGGGGUCACUGCUGAAGCGCUUCCGGUGUGUUUGAAGUUUAAGUGUUUGCUUUCUUCUGACUCCUCUGGACAAAGUUUAGACUCCACUGUGGCUAAAAAACACUUUUGUGUUUGUUUCUUCUGCUGUAAUCAUGAAUUUUAAGAUACGAGCUGCCUCAAAAGAAGAUUGUAAAGACAUAUCGAGGAUGAUAAUGGAGUUGGCAGUUUAUGAGAAAAUGCCCGACCAAGUGAAGAUUUCCCAUGAAGAACUUCAGCGUGACGGUUUCUGUCAGAAUCCCUUCUUUCAAUGUCUGGUUGCAGAAGUACCAGAGGAGCAGAAAUCCAAGGAAGGAUGUACAGUUGUUGGAUACGCGCUUUACUUUUACACCUACAGUACAUGGAAGGGCCCGACAGUAUUUCUGGAGGACCUGUAUGUGAUGCCAGAGUUCAGAGGAAAAGGCAUUGGCAAAGGCUUACUGAGCAAAGUUGCUGAGGUAGCGAAGAAGAAGAAGCAGUGUGUGCACCUGCAUUUGUCAGUGCUGGACUGGAAUACUCCUUCUCGAGACUUCUACGCUGCUAAAGGAGCUCAGGACCUCACUGUCACUGAAGGCAUUCAUGUCUUACGCUUUGAUGGACAAAACCUGGACAAUUUAGCAAAUGAGGCUCCCAAAGACUGAAAAGUUGCCGCGAGAAAUACACUGUGUCCUGCUGUGAAAAAUGUUUACCUUUAUAAAGAAAUGCCCAAAUAUGUUUUAAUAUUUUUGUCUACCUUGUUUUUCCCUGGAAUAGCAAAUGUAAAGCCAACUAUGUUGAGAAGUACGUACAUGUGGUGUAUAAAUAGUGUUUAUAGUGAUUAUAAUGAUUAUUAUAAACUCUUAAUGCACUUUUAAUUACUCUGUAACCUUCCUUCAUUUUGCAGACAUGGCUGCAUGUGGUUAAUCUUUGUCACUUUUCACAUCAGUCUUAUAAUUGUUUGUUCAUCAUGUAUCAUUAAUACAGAUAGCAAGUAAUAAAUUGUGUUUAUCAUGAAAUUCAACACAGUCCGACAGUGGUUUGCUUAAUCUCUGAAAACGCUGUCUGGUUUCUCAGACGCGACUAGACGAGAGUCAAUCCACUCACAGAUGUGACACCACAUCUUUCCAGUAGGUGGCGUAUUCAACCAACAAUCUGUAUACGGUACUUCAAAAGUCAUGUUAAAGUGUGUUGGCUGUCUUGGAAGGCGAUGUUCUGUGAAAAUUGCUCCGUCUUUGAUCAUGUUCAUGCACAAUGUGUUUUCUAAAUGAGCUAUAAAGGAAAACAUCCUGACUACAGUC
Messenger RNA from Acanthochromis polyacanthus (spiny chromis), 1299 nucleotides. It is a transcript of the gene sat2b, whose product is annotated as spermidine/spermine N1-acetyltransferase family member 2b. The record is from RefSeq and is a predicted model, not a curated record. Gene Ontology annotation, molecular function: N-acetyltransferase activity. The transcript has 6 exons. The coding region runs from base 139 to 663 and encodes 174 amino acids. NCBI's taxonomy places the organism in Eukaryota, Metazoa, Chordata, Actinopteri, Pomacentridae.